Ustilaginoidea virens is the source of this 789-nucleotide messenger RNA. RefSeq lists its product as uncharacterized. The record is from RefSeq and is a predicted model, not a curated record. The transcript has 4 exons. NCBI's taxonomy places the organism in Eukaryota, Fungi, Ascomycota, Sordariomycetes, Hypocreales, Clavicipitaceae. Bases 1 to 789 code for a protein of 262 amino acids.
AUGUGGACAGCAUCGUCCAGCAGUUCUUCACUGGACAACUCGAGGAAACCGGGUCCUCCAUAUCCCCCCGAAGACGCUGGACUAGGCGGCAUCCCAACCAACUCGGUCGACACCCCCAUCUCUGCCGUCAUACUGGCCUUGUUCAUCGGCUCAGCAGUCUUCUACAUGACCAUCUUCCAGCGCAACCGUCGUCGCGGGCACAAGUUCGUGCUCUCCGGCCUCCUGUUCGGGCUAUCCAUGGCCCGCAUCGCCGCCAACGUCAUGCGCAUCGUAUGGGCCAUCUACCCCCGCAGCACGCAAAUCGCCAUCGCGGCCACCAUUUUUGCCAACACAGGCGUGGUCCUCGCCAUCGCCCAGCGCAUCCUGCGCGCCCACCACCGGAAAUUCUCCUUCUACACGCUGGACCCGCGCAAGCGCUCCCAGCUGCGGGACAUGCAGCUCUUCGCGUCGGCCUCGCUCGCCGUCUUGUCUUUCCUGCCCAUCCCCAUCGUCCUGGCCAGCGUCCUCGUCCCCAGCAAGCACCCCGUCGGGCAGUUGGGCACAAAGGGCGGCAUGAGAACAAACGCCGCCUUGGUGCUCCUCACGUCCUCCAUCCUGGCCCUCGGGGCCAGCUUCCGCGCAAGCGUUGCCUUUCAGCUCCGCCCGGCCAGUCGCCUGGCUUGGUUCGACAGCAAAAGCCUGCUACUACUGCUUCAUAUACGUCGUGGAGCUCGUCGUCGUCUACCUGAGCGAGCCGCAUGUCAGGCUCAGACUGCCACGCCGGAGAAGGGGGAGGCCUGUGUCACGUGA